Sitophilus oryzae (rice weevil) is the source of this 3044-nucleotide messenger RNA. RefSeq names its product flap endonuclease 1 (gene Fen1). Gene Ontology annotation, molecular function: DNA binding; magnesium ion binding; 5'-flap endonuclease activity. The record is from RefSeq and is a predicted model, not a curated record. Lineage: Eukaryota; Metazoa; Arthropoda; Insecta; Coleoptera; Curculionidae. Bases 901 to 2037 code for a protein of 378 amino acids. Gene Ontology annotation, cellular component: nucleus. The transcript has 6 exons.
AGUGGCUGAUUAAUUUUAUGGCUGAGUAAGAUAUCCCUGAAGUUUCCUGAACGCGCACAGUGGCGAUGCAAAAUUACCGUAUUUUUCACCGUAAUUAUCGCACAUUAUUUUAAAUACGCUUUAAAACUAUUAGUUCCAGUAAUGGUGUAUUUUAAGUGCCUGACCUUGAGACGUCUAUUUGCUGCAUUUGCUAACAGAUACAGAAAGGUAGAAUAUUUUUGGCAAAUACAAUCUACCUAUUUUCUAGGCCUUCUCUGGGCAAAUACUGUUCGUUGUUGCGUGUAAAAAUAGACCGAGGCACAGACUGAAGGGAAGUCGCUUACUUAGCCUUUAAUAACCGUGUGAGCGUUCAGCGUUCAAGGAACACAGCGGUUGGCCGACCGCUGAGUAGGUAUUUUGCUCAGAGGCUGACUUUUUUGAGUGUAAAACGAGACCGUUUAGGGAAACCACCUCAGCCGCUGACCGUCCCUGAACGCGCCCCUUGUACUCAGCCGCUGACCAUCCCUGAACGCGCAUACCGGCGUACCCUGAAGCACUUGAAGAUACUUAUAACCAUCUUAUAACUUAUAACGUAAUGUUGAACGAUCGCAGAACAGACAGUAGACUACUGGUAGGCAUGUGGUAGACUACUGUCAAUAGUUCAGUUUUGUAUUCUGUGGAAAACUGACAGGCCCACUUAAACAAACUGACAAAACUGACGACAAAUGUUGACAGAGGACAGAGCUGAUAAUUAAAAUUCCGCGGGAAAUUGGAUGCUCUAGUCUGCCUUUUAGUUUAUUUUAUUAUUUUAUGGCUCUGAUUUGGAUUUAGAAACAAAACGUUCUGUGAAUCUCAAAUCUUGUUGAAAUAUAUAUAUAUAUAUACCUUAAAAUUUAAGUCUACAGCGUUUUAAACGCCAGCAUGGGUAUUUUAAAUUUGUCAAAACUUUUAGCAGAUAUUGCUCCACAAGCUAUUAAAGAAACUGAUAUUAAGACAUAUUUUGGGCGAAAGAUAGCUAUCGAUGCAUCUAUGUCUCUUUAUCAGUUCCUCAUUGCAGUAAGGUCAGAAGGAGCUCAGUUAACAACGGCAGAUGGAGAGACAACAUCUCAUUUGGUAGGAAUAUUUUACCGAACAAUCAGACUUCUCGAGCAUGGAAUUAAACCUGUGUAUGUUUUUGAUGGUAAACCACCAGAACUGAAAAGUGGUGAACUUAAUAAGCGUAUGGAAAAACGGGCCGAAGCACAAAAGAUGUUAGAUAAAGCAACUGAGGCGGGCGAUACUGCUGAGAUGGAUAAAUUUAACAGAAGAUUGGUAAAAGUUACUCGUAAACACAAUGAUGAAGCUAAGCAGUUAUUAAGUUUAAUGGGUGUACCAUAUAUUGAAGCUCCAUGUGAGGCUGAGGCUCAAUGUGCAGCUCUGGUAAAGGCAGGGAAGGUUUUUGCAACAGCAACUGAAGAUAUGGAUGCUCUCACAUUUGGUUCGACUGUCUUAUUGCGUCAUAUGACUUAUAGUGAGGCAAGGAAGAUGCCAAUACAAGAGAUACACUUGGAUAAAGUGCUGGAAGGCUUGGAACUCUCACAUAAUGAAUUUAUAGAUCUCUGUAUAUUAAUGGGUUGUGAUUAUGCAGACAGUAUUAGAGGUAUUGGUCCUAAAAAAUCAAUUGACUUAAUAAAGCAGCAUAAGAACAUUGAGACAAUUUUGAAAAAUAUAGAUGUAGAAAAAUAUCGUCCUCCUGAAAACUGGAAUUACCAGAGUGCCAGAGAAUUAUUUUAUAACCCAGAAGUAACAGAUCCAAAUAAAUUUGAGCUAAAAUGGUCUGAACCUGAUCAGGAGGGCAUGAUUAAAUUUCUUUGUGGUGACAGACAAUUUAGCGAGGACAGAAUAAAAAAUGGGUUUAGUAAAUUGGUGAAGGCGCGUGGUACAAGCACUCAGGCUAGACUGGACGGUUUCUUUACAGUUUUGGGGUCUACUCCAGCAAAAAGGAAACAGGAGGAGAAGAAAGGUACACCAAAUAAACGAGGCAAAGUUGGAGGUAAAGGUAGAGGAAGGCCCAAAUAAAUUUUUCUUUUAUUUAUUAAAUUUUCUCGAUAAAAUAUAUAAAGUCUCGAGGAUAUGAAAUACACCCCUAGGCAAAAAAUUUCACUAUAUACCCUUGAUUUUUUGUCAACAUUUUAAAUACAUCUAAAAUUACAGCAGUCAGUUUGUAAAAAAAAUAUCCUCAAUUUUCCCAUAGGUUGUUUUGCAAUUAUAAUAUUAAUAAUAAUUUAUUCAUGUCACAAUUACAUCAUAAAAUUGGUCAAAUUUUCCAUAUAAUAAUUAGUUAGACAAUACUGCCUGACGCUGCAAUAAAAUUGCUACAUCCGUUGAACUAAAUUUCCUAAAUCUACUAAAUAUAAUAAAUUAUAAUUAAAUAAUGUUACGUUUUUCGUCGGUUCCGUGUGGAUAAAAAGUCAAAUUUAUUUAAACACAAUUUAUUUUACACUAAAUAACAGAACAAUAAAGAUAAAAUACUUAUAGAACUAUUUACAAACUUAUUUACAACUAUUUAUCUAAACGGGAUUUUUUUGAAUUUAUUUUAAAAGGCGUGAGCACGACUAUCGUAUCUGAUUGUUUCUGUCCUGGUACCGGCCUCGGUUUAUAUACCCAAAGACAGAGAGCCUAGAAUAAUCCAGUCUUUGCUUAGCCGCUGUUCCUUAUCUUUCUCGUGAGUUCGCAAGGUCGAAAUAGGGGCAGGGCAUAUUAGUCCGAGGGCCGAGUCCUCAAAAAUAAUAUAAUAAUAUAUAUAACAAAAAACAAUGUUUUGAUUAUACACCUGUAUAAUACAACAUAUACAAAGAAUGUUAUUAUAAUAGUAAAUAAAAAUGCAGUAAAUAGACCUACAAACUGUAAAAGAAUCAUGAAAAUCAGAUGAAUAAUAACAAAGUUAUAAAUCAUAAAAUUGGACACAAAUUUUACAGUGCCCGAAAUAUUUUGUCAGGGGAUGUGUAUACAAUAAUUUUUCUAAUAUAAGUUAUUUUUGUGAUUUCCGUUUUUAUUGUUUAAUGCAAAUAAAAUUAGAAUCCUCA